AUGGUCGGAAGACCGAUAUUGCGGGCAGAAGAACGAAACCUUCUUGUGCCGGACGAUAUCGAGAUCAAAAAUGUGAUGUGUGGAUCAGAAGCAAGCCAAGUGAGGUCCUUGCUUCAGAUAAACUAUCCCAUGGAGAAUGGUAUUAUAAAGAAUUGGGAAGAUAUGGAACACUUGUGGGAUUAUGCCUUUUACGACAAGAUGAAAUUGAACCCUCAAGGACAAAAGAUAUUGUUGACCGAACCUCCAAUGAAUCCUUUAAAGAAUAGGGAAACAAUGUGUCAGGUCAUGUUUGAGAAAUACGGAUUCGGCGGAGUUUAUGUUGCUAUUCAAGCAGUGUUAGCAUUGUACGCACAAGGGUUGAGCUCGGGUGUGGUUGUUGACUCUGGUGACGGUGUGACCCAUAUUGUCCCCGUUUACGAGUCUGUCGUUUUAAACCACCUUACAAAGAGAUUGGAUGUUGCUGGAAGGGAUGUUACAAAACACUUGAUAAAUUUGCUUUUCCGCCGUGGCUAUGCAUUCAACAGAACCGCUGAUUUUGAAACUGUGCGUCAAAUAAAGGAGAAGCUAUGUUAUGUCAGUUAUGACUUGGAAUUUGAUUCGAAAUUGGCCACUGAAACCACAACCUUGGUUGAAUCUUACGAAUUGCCUGAUGGAAGAGUUAUCAAAGUCGGUAGUGAAAGAUUUGAAGCACCAGAAUGUCUAUUUCAACCACACUUGGUUGAUGUCGAGCAACCAGGAGUUGGCGAGACAUUGUUCAAUACUAUCCAAUCGGCUGAUGUUGACGUAAGGUCCUCCUUGUUCAAGGCGAUUGUCUUGUCGGGUGGAUCCUCAAUGUAUCCCGGAUUGCCAUCAAGGUUGGAAAAAGAGCUCAAGCAAUUGUGGUUGACCAAGGUCCUACAUGGCGAUGCUACUAGAUUAGACAAGUUUAAAGUUAGAAUUGAAGAUCCGCCAAGAAGAAAGAAUAUGGUUUUCAUUGGGGGUGCAGUCUUGGCAAAUAUCAUGGCCGAUAAGGACCACAUGUGGAUCUCAAAGCAAGAGUGGGAAGAGCAAGGACCAAGAGUUUUACAAAAGUUGGGACCUAGAUAA
Molecule: messenger RNA, 1086 nt
Organism: Lodderomyces margitis
Lineage: Eukaryota; Fungi; Ascomycota; Pichiomycetes; Serinales; Debaryomycetaceae
Gene: ARP2
Product: actin-related protein 2
Exons: 1
Coding region: 1-1086 (361 amino acids)
Biological process (GO): Arp2/3 complex-mediated actin nucleation
Cellular component (GO): Arp2/3 protein complex; actin cortical patch
Molecular function (GO): actin filament binding
Source: RefSeq, a predicted model, not a curated record